Adineta steineri is the source of this 1122-nucleotide messenger RNA. The record is from the annotation of a GenBank genome assembly. NCBI's taxonomy places the organism in Eukaryota, Metazoa, Rotifera, Eurotatoria, Adinetida, Adinetidae.
AUGAACAAUCUUUCGUCAUACAUUAAAAAUAAAAUAGAAACUCGUGGUGUUAUGAUCAUUCGUGAUGUUUUACCGAAUGAGUAUGCAUUAAAACUAAAAGAAGAUGUACCACCAAUCGACAAUCCAUAUACAAAAGCAUUUCUACAAGAUAAACCAGUUUUUUAUGAAUUAUAUUGGUCACCAGCACAGAUUCUUGCUCGAGCUGAUUGUCGAGUUCUUGAAGCAUUAAGGUUUGCUAAUUCAUUUUGGCAUGCAUCACCUGCAACUCGUAUCUGUCUGCAAGAGAAUAUUAUGUACGCUGAUCGAUUACGAAUUCGUCAACCUGGUGAUGCUCAAUUUGCUCUUGGACCGCAUGUUGAUGGUGGUGGUAUUGAAAGAUGGGAAGAUCCAGAAUAUCGAUCGUGUUAUUCAUCUAUUUUUCAAGGUCUAUGGGAAGAAAAUGAUUUCUUCGAUGCUACUCAUCGUGUUCGUGCACAAAUGUCUCUUUAUAAUAUGGCAGGUGGUUGCUCUGCUUUUCGUACUUGGCAAGGUUGGCUCAGCCUUUCUACAGUCAGUCCUGGUGGAGGAGGACUUUUAGUUAAUCCACUACUUAAAUUAACCACAUCUUAUUGGCUUCUUCGGCCUUUCUUUCGACGAAUAAAAGAAAAUGAUUCAUGGGAAAUUGAUGAAUCAAGUAUUUGGCAAGGUGCUGUUCCUGGUCGUGGACAAGAAAUGACUGACUCAUUACAUCCUGAUUUAGAAUUGUCGACAUCAAUGGUUUCAAUUCCUACAGUAAAUCCAGGUGAUAUGGUAUUUUGGCAUUGUGAUACAAUUCAUGCUGUCGAUCCAAUUCAUGGUGGUCAAUCAGAUUCAAGUGUUUUCUAUAUUCCAGCUGCACCUUUAUGCGAAGUUAAUGCUGAAUAUUUGGUUCGACAACGUCAUUCUUUUGAAUAUGGUAUUCCUGCACCCGAUUUUCCCGGUGGCAAAGGUGAAUCUAAUCAUAUCGGACGAGCAACUACUAAAUGUGUCAAUACAGUUGACGCUAAAUGUGCAAUGGGUCUUGAACCAUUCGAAAUCAAACCACAUAUGACAUCAGGAGAAAAAGAAAUGAUCUUGCAUGCUAACAAUCUUUUAAAUCUAUGA